Messenger RNA from Amphibalanus amphitrite, 630 nucleotides. RefSeq names its product cuticle protein AM1274-like. Lineage: Eukaryota; Metazoa; Arthropoda; Thecostraca; Balanomorpha; Balanidae. The transcript has 2 exons. Gene Ontology annotation, cellular component: chitin-based extracellular matrix. The coding region runs from base 63 to 497 and encodes 144 amino acids. The record is from RefSeq and is a predicted model, not a curated record. Gene Ontology annotation, molecular function: structural constituent of chitin-based larval cuticle.
GCAGUGUCAGCUCUGGUGACCGUGGUGAGCACAGAAGAGCCGAACACAACAAAUACUUCACUAUGAAACUGCUGCUGGUGUCCUGUCUGGUGGCGCUGGCCGGCGCAGACGGCCCGGCACCGUCCGCCUACCAGCAGAAGCCCGUCAUCAAAAUCCUGAGCCAGGAGGACGUCCACCCGGGAGACGGCACCUACCGCUUCAGCUUCCAGACCGAGAACGGCAUCCAGCGCGACGAGAGCGGCCAGCCCAAGGCCGGCGGCGGCGGCGGCGGCUACGGCCAGCCGGGCGGCGGCUACGUGCAGCAGGGCGGCUGGAGCUACACGGACGGCUACGGCGGCCCCGUCCAGCUCACCUUCACCGCCGACGAGAACGGCUACCAGCCCGUCAGCGACCUGCUGCCCACGCCCGUGCCCACCGAGUACCCGGUGCCCGUGGUGCCGCAGGUGUACCAGGGCGAGCCAGCGCGCUACGGGCCGGCUCGCCCUGGCUCGCCCUAACCGGCUGUUUCGUGUCAGAAGCCACGACAGCGACUGUCCUUGUUGGGCUUGAGAGCCCUCGAUUAUUAUACACCUGUGUCAUAUUUGUAUGAUUUGUCAAUAAAUGUUGGGGAAAAAAAAAGCGCGCUACGGG